UUUCUUUUACCUCUGCUCAUAAAUCGAACUUCAAGCUGCAAGCUUGUUCAAAGCUAUAUACAAUUUGAUAUAUACCCAGCAACGCAUUUCAUUAAAAUGACAUUCAUAAUCAUAAGCAUACAAUCUGUAUAUAUAUAUAUAUAUAUUCAUACAUCAAAGCAUGAUUUACAAAAGAAGAAAGAAAAGUUUGAGCUUUGUUUACAUCUGUUGAUUUUGGGCUGGAAGGUCGACGGCGGUGGCUCGGCGCCACUGUCGGUCUGGCUGGAAAGAUAGAAGGUCGGGGGCUGUGAGGCGGCUCAUCGCCGUUGCUCCGGCGAGGGUUUGAGAAGAGAGUCAGGGGAGGCCGAGCCUAGGGCUCCGGUGGGCGGCUUCUGCUGCUGCUUAUCGGAAGAAGUCCGAGAGGGAAGCCAGGCGCUGCGGCUCUGCCGUUGCUGCCUAGCUACGGUGAAGAGUGGGGAAGGAGAGGACGACGGCGGCGGUGGCUUGAUGCUCCUGCUGCCCGUCGAUCCAGAGAGAGUCGGAGUCGGCGGCGGUAGUGGCUUCUCGCUGCUAUCGCCGGAGUUCCAGAGGGAGGAUCGGAGUUUGAGAGGGAGGAGCGGUGGCGGCUGGGGCUGCUAUCGCCGGAGGUAGAACCGCGGGGGUUGAGCUUUCAGAGGGAGGCUAGAGCUCGGCGGCCUUGGCUGCUGUCUCUUGGCCACUGUCAGAGAGAGAGAGAGCUGGUGGCGGCAGCUCGUCGCUGCUGCUCCUCCGGCGAGCUCCGCGGCGGUUGCAACUGCUGCGUGAGGGAGAUGAGAGAAGGGAGAGACGAGAGUAUUCGCCGUUGCUCCGGCGAGCUUCCGAGGCGGCGGAGUUUCUGGCGGAACCGAGGGAGAGAGGGCUGAGCGGGGCUGUUGGCGACGUUGGGUGCGUGCGUCUGUGUGUGAGAGACGAGAGAUGGGAGAGAGGGGAGUCAAGGGACGGCGGAGGCGGCGUUGCUACCGCCGCCGGAAAAGAUCGAGAGGAAGGGAGAGAGUGCUGCGUGCGUGUGUGUGCGUUUGUGUUUGUGUGUGUGCGUUUGUGUUUAUGUGUGUGCGUCUGAUGGGAGAAGAAGGGGGGGAGGGAGUGUGGGCUAGGGCUUGGUGAGGGUUGGGCUUUGGGGUUGGGUUUGAGUGAUGGGCUUGGUAGUGGGCCGAUUUUAAUUAGAGUGGGCUCGAGUUGUGGGCCGAUUUUAAUUAGAGUGGGCUCGAGUUGUGGGCCGAUUUUAAUUAGAAUGGGCUCGAGUCAUGGGCCGAUUUUUAUGAGUAUUUGGGCCGAGAUUUUAUUUAUUUUUGUUUCAGUUGGGCUAUUAAUUAAUAAAAUUGUUGGGCCUUAUUUUAUUUAAGGAUUUUGAAUUGCCUUCAAUUAAUUAAAUUGGGCUUUCUUAUUUUUAAUUAAUUGAACUAUUAUUAGUUUGAUUAAUUUAUUUAAAGGAUAAUUUUCAUAAUAAUAUUAUAUUAUUAUUAUGUGCAUAUUUUAAGUAAUUACUUAUUAUAUGUUAAGCAUGACAUGAUUUGCAUUAUAUUUUGCAAUAAGAAUAUUUAUGAUUUAAUUGGUUUUAUUAUAAUUCCAAUUAUUAAAGAAAGAUGAGUAAGAAUAUUGUUGGUGUUCUUAACUCAAAGAGAAAUGUUUUCAAUUAUUUAUUUAUUAAAUUUUGAAAACCCGGCUAAGUGAAUCAUAGAAUAUUAAGCACUUCACCAUGACUUAAGAUUAGAAUUCAAGGAGACCUAUUAAGAAUAGAUUUCUUGUAGGCUUUGAGCAUCAGGAGGAUUAGCACUGCUAUUCCGAUUCAGAGAUAAGGUUAAACGACAGGCUUUGCCUAGACAGAAUGGAAGACGCACCAAGAAGACGCGGUAGGGGACGAGGACGUGGUCGUGGUCGUGGACGCGGCAGGGGAUUUAUCCCUGAAGAGCCAAUCCAACAAGUAGCACCAAAUCGUACUGCUGAAGAGAAGUUUCGCAAGGAAAAACCUCCAACAUUUGACGGGCUGGGCGAUCCAACAGACGCCGAAAAGUGGGUUAGGGCCAUAGAGCGUAUCUUUAACUACAUCCGUUGCGAUGACGAAGACAAAGUAACUUGUGCAACCUACCAACUGGUGGACGAAGCCGACUUCUGGUGGGAAUCGGUGAGGCGCACAAUGACUGAGGAACAGUGGGAAAAUUUCACUUGGGAAGAUUUCAAGACUGAAUUAUACGAGAAAUACAUACCGGGAUGCUAUAGACAGAAGAAGCAGAAUGAGUUCUGGAAUCUGAAGCAGAGGGCUGGGACAGUUACUGAGUACGAUAGAGCCUUCAAUCAGCUAUCAAGAUAUGCUCCGACGCUGGUGGACACUGAUGAGAAGCGUGCAGAAAAAUUUAGGAAUGGACUACGCCAUGAGAUAUCAAUCUCCCUAGCAAGCCAGGGAGGUCUCACCUACGCACAAACUUUGAGCAGGGCUCUCACCAUUGAAUCAUUGCUACCAAAGGAAAAAGGGAAAGCUCCGGGACAGUCUGGAUUCGUACCACCUCAAGAUGGUGGUAAAGGAAAAAGAAAGUGGAACGAGGGAACUGGAGGAAACCCCGGGAAUGGAAAUGGAAAGAAGCCGUGGGUUGCUAACCAAAAUCAGAAUCAACGUCAGAAUCAACAGCCGCAAGCAAUGGGACGACCACUCUGCCCAAAGUGUCAGCGACCUCAUUCAGGGGAAUGCCUGAAAGGAAUGAAUAUAUGCUAUAGAUGUGGGGAAACUGGGCACUAUGCUUCAGUAUGUCCGAAGAAGAACGGAGGAGCACCUCAACAGCAAAACCCCAGAAAUCAACAGCGACAAAAUCAGGGCCCUGGAGGACAACGGGGACAGCCACAGAAUGCUAGGGCCUAUGCCCUUAACCAAAAACAAGCAGCGGGAAACCAAGGAAACUUGGCAGGUUAAUGGCUGGUGAUGACGGGGCAGAGCUGAGGCUAGGGUUCAACUCCGUAUUUUGUCUUCCGCUAUUGCACUAGCAUUUAUUUGUCUUUUGUUUCUCCAACUUAAGACUUUUAUGUUAAAUUCUGAAUUAUGU
Molecule: messenger RNA, 3050 nt
Organism: Salvia miltiorrhiza (redroot sage)
Lineage: Eukaryota; Viridiplantae; Streptophyta; Magnoliopsida; Lamiales; Lamiaceae
Exons: 3
Coding region: 1844-2920 (358 amino acids)
Molecular function (GO): nucleic acid binding; zinc ion binding
Source: RefSeq, a predicted model, not a curated record